GUCCACUGAAAUACGAGUAUCUGACAAUAACGAGGCGGAAAGCUUUAGCUGCAACCAACAAGCAACUGGUCUUGCUACCUGGCCUUUAAUGGACUCUGAUAAAAAUUAUGUAAGCAAGCUCACACUGGUCGAGAGCAAGGAAUUCCCAGACGAAUUUCUUCCAACAUAUGGCAGUAGUGACGACAUCUGCAUGCCACAAGAUCUAAGUUUACACGCCAAGAAUGAGUUUUCUAUUCGUGAAGUUUGCAAGAACGAAUACUCGAAUAUCCAUACCGCUGCUGGAAUUUGUAGGCAUAAAGCUGACUCCAAUGAAAUAUCAACACAAGAUAACAUCGGCGUUCUCGAAAGCACAGACGUUGUCAAUCAAUUUAAACACUUCCUAAACCUCUACCAGCUUCAGCUGCAGAAGCUGAAACAGCAUCAACGUAGUCCAGUAUGCAAUAGUAGUCCGACAGCAACGCCGGUAGUUAACAACAUGAUGCCGUACUUAUCCUUUCUGCUGGCAGCAUCCUCUAUCUCCCUACUGCAAUCCCCCCAAUUACAUUGCGCCAACUUUGCAGCUGCCGACGUCGACUACGCUGCCAUCGCAGCGUUAUCAACUGCGUCCGCCCGCGCGGACGUAAAUCAUACACGACAUUCAAAUGAACCAACGUCCACUGACAGAGGAGUUUUGACCAGUGAGGGCUUAUUGCCAACGGCGCUACGGCCCAAAGGCGAACGCAGCACACCCAACGGUUAUAUUAAGUAUCGCUUCAGCGAGGAUUGUGGCUUUGAGAAAUGCGGCUACCGUCAACGACAGUCCCACUUUCAUUGCAGUCGUGUGGACUGCUACUACAGCUUCUGUGACAAGACGCGUUUCGUGCAGCAUACAGCGCGUCAUGACCGUCUCGACACCUUAAUGGGCAACGAUUUUCAACAGUUUCGCGCAAAUAUGCAAUGUGCGUACACAGACUGCGCCUAUCAGCUUAACGCUAAAUCCGUGCCGACAAAGAGCUCGAAAUGCAGUGUUGCAAAAAAGUCGUCCCAUUUUCAUUGCUUGAAGUGCGUCUUUACUUGCUCGGACACCAACAAAGUGGUGGCGCAUCGACGGCACCACAGCAAAGUGGAGUACAUACGUUUGGCAGGCUUUUCCAAAGUGCUUAGUGUGGAAAACUGUUACCACCUCCCGAACGAGGUACGAAGCGGAAGAAACGGCACUGGCCUUACAACGUCGAAGACCGCCCCUGUGGAGUAUUCGCGGACCGGUGACGAGUUUCCGGCCGCGACCAAUUCCUGCGCAUACAACUUGAAACAGACACACUAUCAUUGCCUCUUAUGCGGCUGCGGCAUCUUGUCACGUACGCAACUGGCGGCGCAUAGGCAAAAAUCCUGCAACACCGCACUCAAUAAAACAGCGGCGGUAGCGCAUACAGGGACAGCGGAUGGAGCAACAACCACACCGUGAAUAAUGGCAGCUCCAACUAAUGAUGAGAGUUUGCGCUACGGCCAUUGAACCACCGAGUAAAGGUUAAAUUAGUGAUGACAUACCAUAACGCUAUAGCCAUAACCAUUGCCAUAACCGUAACCGCAUUUUCUUUCAAGCGUUUAUACCUGUGUCAUUACAGCGCACUCGCUGAAACCGUUCACAAAAGUAUUAGGGAUGUCGGAAAAACAUCGAUGC
Messenger RNA from Rhagoletis pomonella (apple maggot), 1660 nucleotides. RefSeq lists its product as uncharacterized. Gene Ontology annotation, cellular component: nucleus. The transcript has a single exon. Gene Ontology annotation, molecular function: DNA-binding transcription factor activity, RNA polymerase II-specific; RNA polymerase II transcription regulatory region sequence-specific DNA binding. NCBI's taxonomy places the organism in Eukaryota, Metazoa, Arthropoda, Insecta, Diptera, Tephritidae. Bases 89 to 1444 code for a protein of 451 amino acids. Gene Ontology annotation, biological process: regulation of neuron differentiation; positive regulation of transcription by RNA polymerase II. The record is from RefSeq and is a predicted model, not a curated record.